Papilio polytes (common Mormon) is the source of this 3132-nucleotide messenger RNA. RefSeq names its product plexin domain-containing protein 2. Lineage: Eukaryota; Metazoa; Arthropoda; Insecta; Lepidoptera; Papilionidae. The transcript is spliced from 12 exons. The coding region runs from base 202 to 1851 and encodes 549 amino acids. The record is from RefSeq and is a predicted model, not a curated record.
CUAGUUUAGUAAAUAUCCGUGCUACGCUAUUGGCUAUUGCUAUUUGUGUGUGCUAUACUAUAAUAUGUCGGUGCAUUGCUAGGCGUUAGGUACAUUAGAUUGCACAGGAUACGGGAACUGGAAUACAAACGCCAGCGUGGAAAGCCACACAAAGUUAAUUUGUCUUUAUUAGAUUGGGAGAACGUGUCAUUUUCUGGAACAAUGUAUUUUUCUUUAUUACCGAAGGUGAUGGCCACCACGUCACUGUUACUACUGAUUUGGUUUAGCCACUGCGUAAAGGGAAGUAAUGUGAAUUACGCAUUAGAUGAGGGCUUGGUUACUUUCAUUAGUGAACCAAAGAUAGUAUUAUUGGAACAUGAGCGUUAUCGACGGGACGCUCCAGCCCCGACGACGGCCGUGACGGAAUCUUCCACGACAGUCGCGGUCCCUGUAUCAAAUGGAUCCUCCAAGCCAACUCAAACAACACCCACAGAAGAUACCAAUAGGACAGUAAACAACACUACCAAGCCCUCUACCCCAUCUGAAGCUACGGUCACAAGGAUCCCGUUGUUGGGAGUCAAUGGCAGUGGAAUAUUGCGCGUUAACCUCACUGAGAAUAUGCCUAAAGUGAGUGAGCCGCUUCUACCCGACGAUAAUACCUCUGAUGUGUUUCGGGAAACUCCUGAAACGAUUAAAGCUGAACACAAUCUAACCAGUUUGGUUUAUGACAAUCACAUGUUCUACAAUAGCACAUUCAUCGGCAAUGUGUCCUAUGUGAAGGAAUAUUGGGCAAACAUCACUGAACGUAAACCUGAAAUACACGAAGUCCUCAGUAACUCGCAUCGACGUGCCACGACGUUGAAGUUGAGUUUUGAUUUUCCAUUCUACGGUCAAGAUAUACGGAAUAUAACUGUAGCAACUGGCGGGUUUAUCUACACUGGCGAGCAUGUACACAACUGGCUUGCUGCCACGCAGUACAUUGCACCAUUGAUGGCUAACUUCGACACCACUCUUACUAAUGAUAGUAUGGUUAAAAUGUAUGAUGACGGAACAAAGUUUACCGUGAUCUGGGAGAAUGUGACACUGCAAGAAGAUGCAACAAAAACAUUCACGUUUGCAGCAACUCUGAACAAGAAUGGAGAUAUUGUAUUCACAUACAAAGACAUCCCAAUACCCGUUCAGCAAAUCAACGAUAAGGAGCAUCCAGUUAAAGUUGGCAUCAGCGAUGCUUAUUUAAAAGAUAAAUACCUAUUCAGUGUAAGACAUAAAACAAUCUACGAGUAUCAUCGCGUCUCUUUCAAGAAUCAUGAGAUUUCAAACAACACAAUAUUGAAAUUGACAGCGCUGCCGACCUGCAUACAGUACAACACAUGCGAGAGUUGCGCCAACCACAACACCGGCUUCCAGUGUCUAUGGUGUGAACAGAUUCGUAAAUGUUCAAGCGGCACCGACAGGAACAAACAAGAUUGGAUAGUUAGAAAUUGCGAUAGAGAGCCUGUGAUGAACUUAUCGUCUUGCCCCGCACAUGCACCGAUCAACGCGCCCUCUGACAACAGCAACACAGCCUACACUACUGACGGACAAAACAACUCUGUAGUUGUUGUUAGCACAGUUCACACCGGUGCGGAUAAGACGAGUAGCGAGCGUGUGGGUGUGGCGAGUGGUGUGGGCGCGGCGGAGCGGUCGCCGGUAGGGGGCGCUGUCGCGGCCUUCGUGCUCGUAGCUCUCGUAUGCUGUCUCGCCGCUUGGAUACUAUACGCGUUCAAGAACCCGCACACCCGCAGCGGACAGUUCCUUAUUAAGUAUCGACCUUCCCAAUGGGGAUGGAGACGCGGUGAAGCUCGGUACACUGCAGCUACUAUACAUAUGUAAGCAGCUCUGCGCACAGUCAACUUCAACAAUUCUCACUUGUAUCGUCAAAUAGUAGCGCGGAUUGCGUUUGAUCCAUUACCUAGUUUAGUACUUCAGGAUGUAAUCCACCAAUGACCGCCCAUUUUAGCCUUAAUAACCGUCCGUAUUUUAAAUAAAUACCAACAUUGCCUCAAAUUGCAAGACUCCUAGAUUUUCAACAAAAUUUUUCCAAUGAUCGGUUUGUAAUUGUCUAAAUUAUUGAGUAAAAAAUAUACAAGACAAUUUAUCACUUUCUCUUUUGUAAUCGGUUUAAAUAACUCUAGAUAUGAACUGUCCAUGCUUUUAUGCAGAUCUUGUUACAAUGUUAUAUAUGUACGUAAGUAAAGCUAAUGUAAGGCCCUGUUAAAUAUACUAUAAUGUAAAUAUCUCUACUCAGCUUUUUCCCGAGUACAAAUUAAUAGACGUGCCUUAAAUUUUAUAACACUGCCACACACUGUAUAUAAAUUUAAUUUAAUAUUAUAUCGCCUGAAUAUAAUAUUAAUCAAUGAUUUCCGAUUUUCAUACAGUUACUGAGAUAAUUGAAACAUGUAAUUAAUUUAUGUAGGUAUUCCUUUUUACAGUUUAGAAAAAAAUUAUAAUAUCGAAAUGAAAACUGAUCAGCUAUAUUUUAAUAUAUUUUUUUUAUAAUUUCACCUUUUCGUUGUUUUUAUAAACGUAAACUAACAAACCGUCCAAUUUCCAUGUUUGUUAUUAACGCAUGAAAUUAUAGUAAGGCCCUUUUAUAAGUGAAAAAUGAUUUGACUGAAAUCUAUCUUAUUCGAUCUUAUACGGGAAGGGAUAUUUAACAAAAGUUUUAUCUGAUAGAGGGAUACCACACGAGCAGUGCGUCGCGUCACUGUAGAGCAAACUAACCGUUUAGUGAAUGGUGGCGCCACUUUCGACAAGUACAAUAAAUCGUAUAACGCAGAAAUUACCCCCUGUAACGCUAAUAUUCUCAACAAUAUUUUUAAAGGACCCCAUAACGCGAUUUAUGGUUCUGCCCUAUGGUAAAACGUGUUAUAAGGUGGUUUACAGACCAUUCUACUAGAAGCUAUGUUGUACGUUGUCCUCUGUAACCAAUGGGCGAUAUGGCCACUGUUCGUGUGGCAUCUUUCUGAUGCCAUAAAAUGUGAUACGUAAAAAUGGUUUUAAAAGAUAACUUAUGUGUUUAUAAUGCAGCUUAUUGAUGUAAAACAUUAAAAUGGUGAAGAAAUCAAAAUUAUGUAUUUGAAAAAAAGGACAAAAUAUAAUGUAAUAAUUAAA